AGACAGCCUGCUCCCAGGCGGAGGCGGGGAAGUGAGCUGCCGCCGGCUUGCUCUUCCUGCUCUUCCUGCUCUUGCUUCCCCGCGAGAUGAGUACCUGCUGCGGACCCAGGAGAAGCGUCCCUGGGUGGACUCUUGGAAUUCGUGGUUACUUGAGUUACUUUUCACUAAAACGUUGUACAGACGAUUAACUGCUUCUGAAGGUCUGGAGCUCUGGGCCCUGUUCUUCAGCCCUCGGUUGCUCCUGGGCCUCUGCUUGGAACCACGGCCCUUCUACAGCUCCCUGUGCCCCGUCCCUGGCCUACACGUUAAACGCUGUCCGCCCUCUCUGGCCACAGCAAUGGUAUUCAGGCAGCCUUCCUUCUGUGGCCUGGCUGCGCACUGCCUCUGGCUCCUGGGUGUUGUCCUUUUGAUGGACGCAUCUGCACGACCUGCCAACCACUCAUCUGCUCGGGAGAGGGCAGCCAACAGGGAGGAGAAUGAGAUCCUGCCCCCAGACCACCUGAAUGGGGUGAAGCUGGAGAUGGAUGGGCACCUUAACAAGGACUUCCACCAGGAGGUCUUCCUGGGGAAGGACAUGGAUGGGUUUGACGAGGAUGCAGAGCCUCGGAGGAGCCGUAGAAAGCUGAUGGUCAUCUUUUCCAAGGUGGAUGUGAACACUGACCGGAGGAUCAGUGCCAAGGAGAUGCAGCGUUGGAUCAUGGAGAAGACGGCUGAGCACUUCCAGGAGGCUGUCAAGGAGAACAAGAUGCACUUUCGGGCUGUGGACCCUGAUGGCGAUGGCCACGUGUCCUGGGAUGAAUACAAGGUGAAGUUUCUGGUAAGCAAAGGCCACAACGAGAAAGAGGUUGCUGAUGCAAUCCGGAACCACGAGGAGCUCAAGGUGGACGAGGAGACACAGGAAGUCCUGGAGAACCUCAGAGAUCGCUGGUAUCAGGCAGACAACCCGCCCGCGGACCUGCUGCUGACGGAGGAGGAGUUCCUGUCCUUCCUUCACCCUGAGCACAGCCGGGGCAUGCUCAAGUUCAUGGUCAAGGAGAUCAUCCGGGACUUGGACCAGGACGGCGACAAGCAGCUUUCCCUGCCGGAGUUCAUCUCCCUGCCUGUGGGCACCGUCGAAAACCAGCAGGGCCAGGACAUUGACGACAGCUGGGUGAAAGACAGGAAGAAAGAGUUUGAGGAGCUAAUUGACUCCAACCACGAUGGAAUCGUGACCAUGGAGGAGCUGGAGAACUACAUGGACCCCAUGAACGAGUACAACGCCCUCAACGAGGCCAAGCAGAUGAUCGCCAUUGCGGAUGAGAACCAGAACCACCACCUGGAGCCCGAGGAGAUCCUCAAGUACAGCGAGUUCUUCACGGGCAGCAAGCUCAUGGACUACGCCCGCAACGUGCACGAGGAGUUCUGAGUGGCUAUCGGGCCGUCUGCCUCCCUGCCCCUCAUGUGUGGGCGCCGGGGACUGGUGUGGUCCUGAGGUGGCCACCUGACCCACUGCGGGGGCCACCCCAGGCCACAGCUUGCUGCCCAGAACCUUCCCUCCUGCUGGCUGUGACAAAGCUCUGGCUCACUGCCCAGCCAUGGUGUGGCCCAGCUUCAUUAAAAAAUGUGCUCCCCUAGCCUGUGUGUCCCUCCACAGUGCGAGCCG
This is a messenger RNA of Sciurus carolinensis (gray squirrel), 1642 nucleotides long. It is a transcript of the gene Sdf4, whose product is annotated as stromal cell derived factor 4. Gene Ontology annotation, molecular function: calcium ion binding. The transcript is spliced from 7 exons. Lineage: Eukaryota; Metazoa; Chordata; Mammalia; Rodentia; Sciuridae. Gene Ontology annotation, cellular component: endoplasmic reticulum. The record is from RefSeq and is a predicted model, not a curated record. Gene Ontology annotation, biological process: calcium-ion regulated exocytosis. The coding region runs from base 338 to 1405 and encodes 355 amino acids.